AUGCUGCCGCACCUGUUCCCUGACCUUGCUGCUUUUCCCACAGUCGCUAACCUCAUUACACACCUUCGCACUAGUGACACUCGCUACCACGCUGCGCUUCCUGCUGAGUUCUGUACCAAGAACCCUCCCCCUAUGUACAUCACCCUCUACUACAUAGUCACCCGGCUCCCUGACUCCCUUCGCUUAGUCGGGGACCACUUCCUCUCAGUUUGCCCCACCACACUCACCGUUGACCUCCUCGAGGAGCGCCUCCUGGCAGCAGAGAAGAGCAUUGUCGCUGUAGGAGCCUCUCGUGGUGACCCCCGUACCCCCAUCUUUGAGGGGUGUUCCCCCGCCCCCCUCUUGCCCUCUGUUGCUUCUGCUACUGCGGCCGACCUCGUUGGCUUCGAGUCGGUCGGUGCUGCGUCUGCCCCUUGUGGGAGACACCGCACCGGCAAUGGCAAGGGGGUACUGGUCCCUGUACCUAAGUCCUCCGUACCGGCGACCGCGAUGCUGUCUAGGGCGGGGGUUGCUAUCUUUGAUCUUGACUAUGAUGCUAUUCUUGCUGCCAUGUAUGCUGUGUCUACUAGUGAUGAGGGUGACUGUUACGUGUGUGUUCUGCCUGACCCAGACAUUGAGGCUGCUGCUCUAGGUGCUGGUGAGGCUGCUGCUCUAGGUGCUAGUGCGUCUGCUGCUCCAGGUGCUGGUGAGUCUGCUCUCUCAGAUACCACGUCGGCUCAGGCCUUACACACCUUCACCCUUGACUCGGGUGCUUCCCGCUCCUUCUUUCGAGACCGCACCAUGCUUACGCCGCUUAGUCAGCCAGUGGCAGUCUCCCUGGCAAACCCCUCUGGGGGUCCUGUCCUUGCCCACUUCUCCACUGUCUUACCGUGUCCGGCGGCCCCUUCUGGUAUCCUGUCGGGUCUUUACCUCCCCUCGUUCUCUACGAACUUGGUGAGUGGUGCUGACCUGCAGGAUGGAGGGGUUCACCAGUUCACUCCUGCGAGUCAACAAGUGACCCACUGUACGUGUGCUCGGACGGGCCGACACUUGGCCACGUUUACCCGUCGACCGGGGUCGAGCCUGUACACACUGACUACUGAGUCUCCUCCGAUCGCUGAGUCUGGUCAGGUAGCCGCGUCGGGUCAGGUGUUUGCUGCGGCGUCCAGGUCUGGUCCUGAGUCUGCACCCUCCUCUUGUCGUCUCCUGUGUCACCAGACUCUCCUCUGGCACCACCGCCUUGGUCACCCCUCCCUGCCUUGUCUUCGAGGCAUGGCCUCCCGUCUCCUUGUCUCUGGUCUCCCCCGGUCCCUCCCUCCCUUUCCUCCGGGGCCUGCCCCCACCUCCGUUCCUUGCGUCGAGGGGCGGCAGCGCGCUGCUCCUCACUCCUCGGAGUUUCUUCCGACAGAGGCUCCGCUGCAGACGCUUCACAUGGACGUGUGGGGCCCAGCCCGCGUCGGUGGACAGGGUCACGAGUGUUACUUCCUGCUGAUGGUUGACGACUACUCGCGUUACACCGCAGUCUUUCCCUUGCGCACCAAGGGUGAGGUCACUGAGAGGCGGAGAGUUCUCCUCUGA
Messenger RNA from Closterium sp. NIES-65, 1557 nucleotides. Lineage: Eukaryota; Viridiplantae; Streptophyta; Zygnematophyceae; Desmidiales; Closteriaceae. The record is from the annotation of a GenBank genome assembly.